This is a messenger RNA of Musca vetustissima, 343 nucleotides long. RefSeq lists its product as uncharacterized. The record is from RefSeq and is a predicted model, not a curated record. Gene Ontology annotation, cellular component: mitochondrial inner membrane. The transcript has 2 exons. Bases 31 to 327 code for a protein of 98 amino acids. Lineage: Eukaryota; Metazoa; Arthropoda; Insecta; Diptera; Muscidae. Gene Ontology annotation, biological process: ATP synthesis coupled electron transport; mitochondrial electron transport, NADH to ubiquinone.
UUUGUUUCAGCGUAUUUGCGGGAAUAAAUAAUGGCUGCACGUCGUGACAUUGCUCCGUUUCUACAACGUUUAAGGGCUUUUCUUUUGGGCCGGGAACACACAGUUGCGCUACGCUUCGAAGAUGGUCUGGCCGAUCGCACCCAACCACCACCAGAAAUUCCUUAUCCCGUACUGAGGUCCGAUUGCUACUAUCACGGCCGAGAUCCACGCCGUCUGGUAGCACCUCCAGUUGACUUGGUAAAGGAACAGUUGAAAAUCGCUGGUGAUACUAAACCGGCUGCUGCCAGUCGUUUGCCUACACCUGGACAAGUUUAUAAAUGGGAUUAACUUAGAUAAAUAAAAU